AUGAUAACCCCGAAUUCCGAUUUCUAUAUCCUACAGAUCGGCGAUCCUGCUGAGCUUGACGCGACGACAUGGCGAUUGCUAAUCACCGGUCUCACUGAAAAACGGAUACCACCGUUGCGACUUGAAGACAUCACGGCGAUGGAGUCUGUCACGGCGAUGCGAACUCUGAAGUGCAUCGGUGACCCGAUCGGUACGGAACAGAUGAGCAAUGCAGUGUGGAAAGGAAUUCGGCUGCGCGAUCUGCUUGAGGAGGUCGGACCAACACCCGAAGUCAAAGUGGUCGUCUUCCGGUGUGCGGAUGGCUACCACACGGCGAUUCCUUUGGAAGAUGCGAUGCGUGAAGACACACUCCUCGCUUACGAAAUGAACGAUGAACCACUACCGACUGAGCACGGCUUCCCCGUUCGAUUGCUUAACCCCGGUCAUUACGGCACGAAAAAUCCGAAAUGGAUAAUCAACAUCCAGUUGGCAAAGGAACACGAAAGUUACUGGGAGAAACGGGGCUGGGAUCCGAUCGCGAAUGUGAAACUUGCCACAAUGAUUGGAGCACCGAGUGAAGACGAGGAAAUUCCCGGCGGCAAGGUUUACACAGUAAGCGGUGCAGCGUUCGAUGCAGGCAACCACGGCGGCAUCAAGAAGGUAGAAGUCAGUAUUGACUACGGACAGACAUGGGAAGAGGCAGAAAUUUGGGCGAAAGAUACCCCGCUUGCGUGGGUGCUCUGGAGAUGGAAUUGGCAGGUUCCUGAGAAAUCGGAGCCUGUUGAGAUUUACGCGAGAGCCACCGCCAACAGUGGUGUUACGCAAGACGAAAUCGGAAUCGAAGUAGAACCGGUUGGCGCGACAGGCUAUCACAUGAUUGACGCCGCGAUUGUGAUGCCAUAA
This is a messenger RNA of Geodia barretti, 882 nucleotides long. Lineage: Eukaryota; Metazoa; Porifera; Demospongiae; Tetractinellida; Geodiidae. The record is from the annotation of a GenBank genome assembly.